This is a messenger RNA of Acanthopagrus latus (yellowfin seabream), 2263 nucleotides long. RefSeq names its product dynein, light chain, LC8-type 2a (gene dynll2a). The transcript is spliced from 3 exons. Gene Ontology annotation, cellular component: cytoplasmic dynein complex. Bases 209 to 478 code for a protein of 89 amino acids. Gene Ontology annotation, molecular function: dynein light intermediate chain binding; dynein intermediate chain binding. Gene Ontology annotation, biological process: microtubule-based process; cilium assembly. The record is from RefSeq and is a predicted model, not a curated record. NCBI's taxonomy places the organism in Eukaryota, Metazoa, Chordata, Actinopteri, Spariformes, Sparidae.
GAGGGGCGGGGCUUCGUGAGAGCAGCACAGCAGAGAGCCAACCUACCUACAUGCUUAUUGUGUAAAUCUUUAAAAAGCAAUUAGCCGCAGCAUCAUCUAAACCUUGGCCCCCCUCUCUUUGGUUUGGUCAAAUACAUAUUUUUGUUUCUUGGACAGAAGUGUUUCCAAGCGGCUCCAGGAAAGCAGGCGACCAUCAUCAUCCUCAACCAUGACUGACAGGAAAGCUGUGAUCAAGAACGCGGACAUGUCCGAGGACAUGCAGCAGGACGCGGUGGAUUGUGCCACGCAGGCCAUGGAGAAGUACAACAUAGAGAAGGACAUCGCAGCCUACAUCAAGAAGGAAUUUGACAAGAAGUACAACCCCACCUGGCACUGCAUCGUCGGGAGGAACUUUGGCAGCUACGUCACCCACGAGACAAAGCAUUUCAUUUACUUCUACUUGGGCCAAGUGGCCAUCUUGCUCUUCAAGUCUGGCUGAGAAGUUUCUGAUGGGUGUUGAGGAGUUCUUCUCCCUGAAACCUAAAUCGGAAAUGCACUGGUGGCUGAUGUCUCCCAUACACUAAUAACGACAUACCAUAACGAUGCAAAACCGGCCGUGCGCAAUUGCAUGGACUAUACACUAUUUAAUAUGUAUGUUACAGUAAGUUUACUUUUCGAUAGUUGCCAUUUGAAUGCAACUGAAGUAGUUUUUGUUGAUGCUGUUAAAAUUCUAGGUUGUGAAAGAUUUCAACGUGGCCCUUGAUUGUAUAAUAAAGGAAAGCUGUAGAAUGUAGUGGUGCAUCUGCUUUCCUUCACGAGUGGCAUUGCCCCAGACCCGUUAUGAGACUCCAUCUGUCGGGUUAGAUGGUAAAAUCAUACCACGUGCACCAGUUAAACAAUUCAUCAUCAAGAUCUUAAUGUGCGAAUAUGAAAGGAAGCUGGUUUUAAAGGGGCAGAAACAGUCGUUACUUCUUCAGUCGGGAACACACAGCAUGAGUUCACUUUAUUACUGCGGUCUUACUUAUUUAAAAUAAUUCUGUUGUCUGUAGAUGCAAAAAAAAAACAAAAAACAAAACCUUUAACGUUUUUUCGAUUAGAAAAAUAAAAACAACUCCCACUGCUGUGAAAUUUUAGCAGCCGUGUUCAGAAAAACAGAUGUCACAACAUCCAACACACUUGACACUUUGGAACCAACACAAGCCAGUGCAAGCAUUUCCAGGGAUGUUUGUUCUUAGAUUUACACUGUGAGGGACGACGGAGCGAACACAGCUCACACACACACACACACACACACACACACAGACCUUAGCCUGUAAUGUUCAGGUAACAACACUGCAGACUUUGUUACCAAAAUCUCCCGUCUCCUACCUAGAUUUAUUUCUUUUAAUCCUGUGUUUCUGCAUGUUUGGAGGACAAUAAUCACCGUUUCUUCUGCCGUCAUCAGAUAGAAAUGAAAGCUCAUUUUGAAGCUAGAUAAUUCAUUUAACUUUCACUUUUGAGUAUGUAGAUAUUGGACUGAGCCAGUGUGUGUCUUGUCCCAGUAAUUGCUGUAAAGCUAGGAAGGUGAUAUCGAUUAAAAAAACAAACAAAAAAACAUCUGCAGGCAACUCUACUGAGGCUACCAACACCCCUGUGUUUCAGAUGGUCGUGUCGUCUUGUAAUACGUUCCAGUUGCAUUAACCCUAACCUUUUAUUAUUUGCAUCGCAAGUGUACUGCCAGACAUUGGAGUUGGGACUUCUUAAUUAAGCAACUGCAAGCAGGUGUAUCUCUUGUCUAGCACAGUGAUUUUAGGAUUUCAUUUUGUCAUGUCAGUAUAAUUAGUUUGAAAUGGCAAUGCACAAUGUUUGGAUUGUGAUGAGACGUGUUCUUUGGGAGGGCAGGUUUGGAGGGAUUCAGUCCCCGGAGGUGGAUAACACCACACAUUUCUCGCCGUGCGUAAAGACUGAAUGUUUGCUCAGUUUUUAUCUCCCAUAAUCCAACAAUGGGUGAAAUGUGUUACUCACAAGUGUUAGCUUGGAUAGACAUUGUGUCUGCGGGAAGUCUUCCUAACUAUUGUCAAUGUAAACUGAUUUUAGUAUUGUUUUCCUCUGGCAUGUAUUUUUGCUGUGUAUGUGUAGGAGCCGUUCCAAUGCUGUUCAAUUUUGCACAAAACGUGUGCCUGUCAUUGCUCUCAACUGUAACCGGCUUGAGUACAAUUGCACUUCAUUAGAAUUAUCCAGUAGGUUGCUACAGAACCAAAAUCGUAUAAACUCGAUAAAAUAAAAAUUAAUUGUUGACUUAUUA